Cladophialophora carrionii CBS 160.54 is the source of this 1638-nucleotide messenger RNA. RefSeq lists its product as uncharacterized. The record is from RefSeq and is a predicted model, not a curated record. Bases 1 to 1638 code for a protein of 545 amino acids. Lineage: Eukaryota; Fungi; Ascomycota; Eurotiomycetes; Chaetothyriales; Herpotrichiellaceae. The transcript is spliced from 2 exons.
AUGCCCGGACACAUUCCACUUACCGCCAAUGAGAAACUCCUCCGUCGCUUCUACGAGCCUCUAGUCCUCCUCAGCGCGCUGGACCCAACUCGGGGGGCGCAUCGCCCCGACCUCACCUCAGAUCUUGGGUUGGACAAACAAUCGAAGUGGUGGCGCAACUUUUUGGAUCAGCUUGCAUUUCUAUGUGAUUUCGAAAAGGGCGGAGACACUGUCACGGCAAUCGCAGUUCAAAAGCGCGUCGAUCAUCCAAUCUUUUGGCUUGCAUCGAACUCGAAGUCUCGAAACAAGGCGCGUGACCAUGUACGUUGGAUCUUAGGUCGCCUCAACGACAUGCAUUCCGUCGCCAUAUGGUACGACGAACGUGAACGCGAGAUUCUGUUUGGGUGCAUCGACUUCAGCCGUGCCCGAGUCAAAACCUAUAUCGGAUGGCUAAUGCAAGCACUCAAAAAGGCGAAGGAGAGCAUGCAGGGAUCGCGCACGCCCGAAGAUACGCUCAUUGUGGCGGAAUUUGAGCAUCUCGAAAUGCUGGAGUCAGAUCCUCAUCAACUGUGUGCCCAUGCCCACAGCCUUCGAAAGCACAGAUUUAUGGAAGUUCUCUCUCAAAGGCACACCGUCCACUCGCAGCGCGGCAUCUGGUCUGAUAUCCGUCACUUCAUCGGGCGGCUUGGUUUGUGGCAUAAAGCAAUUCGAAUCCUUGUUUCUGGUACGAAAAUAUUCCCACAGUACAUCGAGGGUGCCCAAGUCAUGGUCGUUGCACCGCGUGGAUCUGCCGCCCUGCCCUACUUUGACAAUUCGACUGAUAUGGCUGAGAUUGUCCGGCGCAUGGUGCCUAGCGACCAACCUUCUCUGGCCCAGGAGUUGAGUGCAGCUCUGGCCGAAGUCGAUGCGAUAGCAGGGAUUUGGGGCAAGUUCCGAGAGGACUACAAAAAUAUCAGACCUCGUCCACACGCUGAAUUACUGGUCUUGGAGCACUUUCAUUUUGAGAACCUUGACUUUGUCGCUGACGAAAAAUAUAUAGGCUGUAGCAAGCCCUCAUGCUACUGCUGUAACCUCUAUAUGCAAUGCCAUCCCGGCGGCUUCAUACCUCGAGCAUGCCAUGGCAAUCUCUGGAUCAACUGGGCUCCCCCGAUUCCGCUUCCAUCAAUCCAGCUUGGCACUGGCCGGUCCAGGGUACGGCCCCAACAGCAUCACACCUUCGGACUGCUCCAGAAAAUGCUCGUACGCAUCCGUUUAGACUUACAGGACCAAAUCCUGUCAAGACGGCCUAGAAGAGCGAGACUACCGGACUCAACUACAGGAAUGUCCAGCGUACCGUUCGAUACAGAUAAACUUCUCGCAUCCCUUCUGGGCCCCCAACGGAAUUUGUCAGGUGGUCAAGGAGAUGAAUCCGCGGCAGCAAGUGAAGGAGAGGCGGCGGAUGCAAGAACGGACGGACUCCCAGCAGAGAGCUCUUUGGAUGCUGGAAGCGAAGGAAGGGAUGAGAGCCUAACAGAAGGAGAUCUAACCCACGGAAAUAAGAAUCAGAACCUUUCCAAGGCUAAACAGGUUCAACCACCUGGUGCCGAAGUUGAUGAAGAGAGCAGUGCCGAGGAGGAAUUGGUUUUCAAAGGAAGAAAGAACAAACUAUACUCCCGGUAG